CCCGCCGUUACCUCUCCCGACCGCGCGCGCCACCAACGUUCCGCUCCGCCUCCUUGCGCUCCCCCCGCCCUCCGUCCCUCUUAACUCCUGUCUUCGCCUUUUAAAAAAAAAUUUCCCCCUUUUAUGAACCAAACCAAAUUCAUCCUCCCCCCCUUUCCUAAUGCAGCUGAGUGGACUCAGCCGAGUUCUGCUAUUCGCUAGUCCUAAAGGAAAGGAGGGAAGGGCUUUGCGGAUCACGUGACCCCGGCGACUUGGCUAGCGGAGGGAGCAAAAGGCGCCGCGGUGGAAGGCGGAAGAGCGCCUGGCGCGCCUGCGUCACGGCCGCGGGACGCGCAUUCGCACUCUCUCCGUAGUCUGUCGUCCGGCCCCCUUUCUCGCGGUGCUGUGCGCGUGUGCCUCCCCUUUCCCUCUGGGGUCACUUCUCGAGGCUCUCGGCUCCUGCCUCCCACACUCCUGACCCUCAGGGACAAGAGUCCGAGGGGACUGCCGUUCCCCCCCCCCUCCUUUCUCCUCCGGUCCCGCUGCUCCCAAACCCAGAAGCGGGAACUCCCUGCCGCGCCAGCUACCAAAUUUUUGAACUGUAAUUUGUGGGCCAUAAGUCUAAGACAAUCAAAAUCAUAAAAGAAUGGACAGUGAGGUACAGAGGGAUGGAAGAAUUCUGGAUUUGAUUGAUGAUGCUUGGAGAGAAGAUAAAUUGCCAUAUGAAGAUGUUGCAAUACCACUGAAUGAACUUCCUGAACCAGAACAAGAUAAUGGUGGCACAACGGAAUCUGUCAAAGAACAAGAGAUGAAGUGGACAGACUUAGCCUUACAGUAUCUACAUGAAAACAUUCCCCCAGCAGGAAACUAAGUUCUUAUCUUUCAUGGACAGAUUAUUGUGUGUCCAAAAUGUUUUCUUCUAGGUUCCCAAGUUGUAUCUUUAAGCUGUGAGCCACUGCUUUGAACAGUUGAUUGUUGUCAACAAGGUAGAAUCUGAAAAUAUUUAUUCAUGAAGAGAUAACGAAUUUAAGUAGCUUAAUAUUAAGAAGAUUUUUAACAAGUAUUUUAGGUUCCAUGAGCCUAACUAAAUCUCUUCAUUAACUUGUCUUAAAAUUUAAAUAUCUACCUAUAACUUUGAUUUUGCUACCAUUGUUAUAGGUUAGUACAAUUUAAUUUACUAUUAUAUUUUCUUCAGUAGAAAGACAAAUAGUAGGAGAAUGAUGUCAAAAUACUAUACUUUGUCUUGCUUCUCUGCUCAUUGUCAUAUCAAGGGGUAAGACAAAGAAUGCAUUUGACCUUAGCUAUUAAAAGCUGAUGAGUCUGUUAUUCAAAUCUACCAGGACAUUGAGAGAAGAGCUCAAUUUUAUAAUUGUAUUUCAAGUGGAAAAUUAGCUGGGGUAGGGCUCUGCCUCUAGUCAUUUAUUUUUGAGUUAAUGUAUUUACAACAUUGAUGCCAUUAAUAUGAAGAUAACUUAUUACAGAUGGUUGGAAUUCGUUGUUUUGUUUUGUUUUGUUUUCUUCCAUUAAAUUUGAUUUGUACAUAAAAUUAUUCUUUUGAAUAAUUUCAAAAUUUUUUUGCUUUCAAACAAAAGUACAUUGUGCAAUUUUACAAGCUAAAAAAAAAAAAAGUUCAAGAAAUGCUUAAACAAAAGUCAUGGAUUGUUCAUAAGGAUCAUAGAUAGAGCUUAAAGGGCCUAGAAGUCAUUUAGUUUAAUCAUCUAAUAUUACAGGUCAAGAACCUGCAGCUCAGAUACUUCCUCCAAGAAGAUACAGGUAAUAAGUGGCCGAUCUGGGAUUCUGAUCCCCAGAUCCUUAGGCAGUGUUCCGUGUUUUUUCUUCUACAAUAUGCUGCCUCCCUAAUUCACAGCAGCUAGUAAGAGAAAACUACGGAUGUU
Molecule: messenger RNA, 1874 nt
Organism: Sarcophilus harrisii (Tasmanian devil)
Lineage: Eukaryota; Metazoa; Chordata; Mammalia; Dasyuromorphia; Dasyuridae
Gene: ANAPC13
Product: anaphase promoting complex subunit 13
Exons: 3
Coding region: 626-850 (74 amino acids)
Biological process (GO): protein K11-linked ubiquitination
Cellular component (GO): anaphase-promoting complex
Source: RefSeq, a predicted model, not a curated record